Galeopterus variegatus (Sunda flying lemur) is the source of this 6672-nucleotide messenger RNA. It is a transcript of the gene ZGRF1, whose product is annotated as zinc finger, GRF-type containing 1. Gene Ontology annotation, biological process: double-strand break repair. Gene Ontology annotation, molecular function: helicase activity; zinc ion binding. Gene Ontology annotation, cellular component: nucleus; site of double-strand break. The coding region runs from base 63 to 6446 and encodes 2127 amino acids. The transcript is spliced from 28 exons. Lineage: Eukaryota; Metazoa; Chordata; Mammalia; Dermoptera; Cynocephalidae. The record is from RefSeq and is a predicted model, not a curated record.
AAUAGUUGAAUAACUACUGAUUAUUUUCUGGGCCUUUCUGGUUUAUAACUUCAGAAGAAACAAUGGAAAGCCAAGAAUUUAUUGUCCUAUACACUCAUCAAAAGAUGAAGAAAUCAAAAGUAUGGCAAGAUGGAAUUCUAAAGAUCACUCACUUAGGAAACAAAGCAAUUUUAUAUGAUGAUAAAGGAACAUGUUUGGAGAGUCUGUUUCUUAAGUGCCUUGAGGUGAAACCUGGAGACGACUUAGAAAGUGAUCGAUACUUAAUCACAGUUGAGGAAGUUAAAGUUUCUGGAAGUAUAGCUAUUAAACAGGAUGUCAUUAAAGAGGCACCAGAGUCAAAUUCAAGGAAGUAUGUAUCCUCUGGCCAGUCUCUUGGAUGUCAGCCCGCUGGUUUAAAAAGGAAGUUUUCUGGUUUUCAAGGACCACGUCAGGUCCCAAAGAAAAUGGUUAUUACAGAAAAUGGUGAAUCAGCUGCAUCACUUGAGGAUAAAAAACCUGGCCCUACUGUUUUUUCUUCAUUCUACUGCACAUCUCCUUUAUUUUCUACCACUGGCAAGAAAGAUAUAAAUAAUAUGCCAACGGACCCUGAGAACAUUGUUGCCUAUAAGAACAGAGAGAGAAAUGGCAUGCUUUUUCCUUCAGUUGUCUCUACUCCAUCCUCCAAGAUUAACCUGGAUAUGCUAUGUGAAGAAAAUUAUUUUACCUCUCCUAUCAGUUCAGGAAGUAGGCAUUCAGACUCUUUACUGACCAAUGAGCCCAUAAAAAGAUAUAGUUUGGCAUCUCGCUAUUCAGGAGUUUCACAAAACAUCAGAAGCAAAGCACAGAUAUUAGCUCUUCUGAAAUCCAAAUCAACUAGUACAUGUAAGGAACUAAAUUCUGAGAUUACAGAACAUUUUCUUCAGAUACAACCACAAGAAAUUUUAAAAAUCCCCGCCAAACCAAAGUGCUUAAUUCAACAGGAAGAGUCUGCUGAGGUGAAGAGCACAGAAAAUUUACACUACCAUCAUCAAUCAGAAAAUACUAUGAGAAAUAAAAGCCGGUGGUCGAUGUAUUUAUUCUCACAGAAAUCACCUAUACAUUCUUCUGCUACAGAUGGAAAUGACAUAGAAAGGAAACCCAAGGCCCAGGAAGAUGAUAUAAAUUUGAAUUUGAAAGACCUUUUGGUACAAAAAAAGGUACAGUUCUUUGAAACAUGUGCUGAAAAGGGGAAAAAGUAUAAUGAAGACAAGCCAGUAGAUCUUAAUGAUCAAUUCUGUAAUCAGGAAGUAAAAUUAGAAAUGCCUUCAUUCUGUGAAAGCAACAGCUUACUGAUUACCUGUAGCAGUGCAGAGAAUGAUGGUUUAUUAUCAGAAUUUGACAUUCAAGAAAAUAAUAAAAAGCCCUUUAAUCAAAAUAACAAGGUGUGCCUAAAAGGAUCAAUUCUCAUUAGAGAAAAUGCUGAGGAGGUAAAUAGAUGUGAAACACCAGAAAAGGAGCAUAAACAACUUGAGUCGUCUCUGCCAGAAUCAGAACAUCUACAAAUUGAAACUUCUGUAACCAGCAAUUCUAGGAUCUCUGAUGACAUUUCAGACAUGUUUUCUAAACAUAAUACUGAUGCUGAAAGUCUUAAUAGUAUUCAUGAAUCUCAAAGCAAAGUAACACAACCAUUGUUGGAGGUAAAUUUUGAUCUGGACAAUUUUGAGACCAGUGACACGGAAGAGGAAUCACAGGAAAGCAACAAAAUUUACCAGGAUUCAGAGAGUUGGGUAAAUGAAGUUUUGGUUAAUAACAGCAAUGCAUGUGUUCAAAAGAGAUGUGAGAAUAUAAGCUGUCAAGUAAUUGGCAAUGAACAUUUGCCACUCUUAACAUCUAUUGGUGGCAAACCUACAGAGACAUUUCCUACUCAAGAGACUCUGCCACCAUCACAGUUUUGUGAUGAAACUUGUGUAGCUUUUGACAUGGGACCUUGUGAAGAUGGAAACACUGCAAAAGAAAUAGAGGAGGAGUAUAGUAACAUAUUAAGCCAUUUUGACACAUCUUUAGAGUGGACUUCUGAUGUAUUUGUAGGUAAUAAAGAAGAUGCUAAUAAAUCUAUCCAAAAAGUUAGAAUUAACUGUGAUUUUGCUUCACUCCCUAAUAAAUCUAAAGAUAUAAAUACGAAUUUAUGUAUUCCUCCUUUUCCAAACAUAGCCACUGAUCAGACUCCUGAAAACAAUAACCUGUUUUUAGAAGAUGCUCAACCUCAGUCUUGUAUUUUGGGAAGUGACUUAGACAAAAAAGAUGAACAGGUUUUACCAUCAACUUCUAGCAGUGACAACAGUAUCCAACUAUUAAAUACCAGUCAGAAUCACUCUGAAUGUACUGCACUUGAUAAACCAAAUACCCAAGUUUCCAAUUCUUUGUUUUACUCUCUGGGAAUAAAGCAUCCUAUUUCCAAAUACAUAGAAACAGAUAUUCCUGAAUCUGAAGAUUUGGUAAAGAUUAGAGGUUCAUCCCAGGACCACGUUGAAGUCGAAACUGUCAGAAAAAGCAAACAAUACUGGAACAGUCCUAGAAAUUCUUCAGAACUUUCUGGAUUAAUAAAUAACAUUUCCCUUUUAAAGUCACUGUCUGAGCACAGUACAGCUUUAGACAGCUUGGAAGUACUGAAAAAGGAAAAUACUGCCUUUAAACAACAAGGAACUCGGCAGACAUAUGAGCUGGAUAGCAGUCCUGAAGCUAAGAAUCCAUUUACUACAGUAGUUUCACAAGCUAUAUCAAAGUUUCAUCUGAACCAGGAUUCUCAGCAGAUACUCAAAGAAAAUGAUGUUGAACCAAGUGAACCACUUCAGUCUUUGCAGUUCCCUUCCUUGGGAAGUGACGAAGAGACUGCUUUUCUAGCUGUUAUUCCUAAACAAAUAGACAGAAAAACCUGUGACCAUAAGCCUGUUGAGUUUCAGGGGCAUCAAGUGAAAGGAUCAGCUACUAGUGGUGUAAUGAUCAGAAGACACAGAUCACAGCUAGGAUGCAGUCAAUUUCCAGAUAGCACUGAAUAUGAAAACUUCAUGACAGACACUUGUUAUUUGACACCAAAAUUGCCUGACACUUGUAUGCAGAUUGACUUCAUGCAGGUAACAUCACCAAGACAAAAGAUCUCUACAUUGAGCCCUAUUUCUACUUUUUCUUUGAACUCAAGAGAUGAAGACUUCGUGCUAGAGUUCUCUGAGGAGUCCCUGAAAGCAAGAACUUUACUUGGUGAUCUUCACUUUCUCAAUGUGGAGGGAAUGAAAAAAUUCAGUUCUCUAGAGAAUAAAAACCUUCAAAAGCUACCAUUAGUAAGUAGAGCCCAAGUUCCACUUAUUACUUUGCCACCUACAGAUGAGUCACUGGACUUAGAUUCUUGUUCAUAUGUGAUCAACUGUGACACACAAGAGUCUUCUGGUUCCCCCAUGUUCAACCUGUGUGAAGAGCCAGCAGUUCUUUCUUUUAGCUUUGGGCCUGAGGACCAAAGUGAAAUUUCUUUGUCUGAAGAAUCUAGGGAAGAGACUCCAAGGGAUGUUUUACUUCUCAGUAAUAUGUCUACUCAAAGCAAGUGGCUGAAAUAUCAAAACACAUCCCAAUGCAACUUGACUACUCCAAAUGGAAUUGAUAAGAAAGUAACAGCUGGCUUUUUUGCUGAGGAUGUUUCUAGGAUACAUUUUAGUGACACAGGCGAAAGGCAGAACGAUGCUAUGAAUCAAAGCUCCUUAGACUCUGAGCAUUUGCAAGUGAUAAAAGAUAUGCUCUAUCAACAGCAGCAGAAUUUUAGCAGUCAAGAUUUGGCUUCCAGAGAGAUAGUACUUUCUUUGAAUUUAAAGCAGACAUCCAAGACUGAGGAAGUUCAAAAUGAGUUAGGAGGGUCCGCCUGCUACAAGUACAGUGUAAAAGAUUUACAGGAGAUAAACAGUUCUGAGCUAUGCUUCCCAAGUGGGCAGAAAAUAAAAUCUGCUUAUCUUCCUCAGAGACAAAUUCACAUACCAGCUGUUUUUCAGUCUCCUGCUCAUUAUAAGCAGACUUUUACAUCUUGUCUCAUAGAACAUCUAAACAUAUUGCUUUUUGGGUUGGCAAAAAGGUUGCACAAAGCUCUUUCAAAAGUUGACCUGUCAUUCUACACAUCAUCAAGAGGAGAGAAAUUGAAAAACAUAGAAAAUAAUGUGCCACUUUGCCAUCAUAAUCAACCUGCAAAACUUGUCAUGGUUAAAAAGGAAGGUCCAAAUAAGGGUCGUCUCUUUUAUGCAUGUGAUGGACCCAAAGCUGAUCAAUGUAAAUUUUUCAAAUGGCUUGAGGAAGUGACUCCAGGAUAUUUAACACAGGAAGAAUCUCUACCUAGCAUGGUUUUAAGUGAUAUUAAGAGUAUUGGCUUGUACUUAAGAAGUCAAAAGAUACCACUCUAUGAGGAAUGCCAGCUUUUGGUGAGAAAAGGAUUUGAUUUUCAGAGAAAACAGUAUGGCAAACUAAAGAAGUUUAUGACUGUAAAUCCUGAGUUUUACAAUGAACCAAAAAGCAAACUUUAUCUGAAGCUGAGUCGGAAGGAAAGUUCUUCAGUUUAUAGCAAAGAUGAUCUUUGGGUGGUUUCAAAAACCCUAGACUUUGAACUGGAUACUUUUAUUGCAUGUAGUGCUUUCUAUGGACCAUCAUCUAUCAAUGAGGUAGAGCUUCUACCUUUGAAAGGCUAUUUCCCUUCUAAUUGGCCCACUAAUGUAGUCGUCCAUGCAUUAUUGGUUUGUAAUGCUAGCACAGAGCUGACUACUUUGAAAAACAUUCAGGACUACUUUAAUCCAGCUACUCUACCACUAACGCAAUACCUGUUAACAAUGUCUUCGUCAGCUUCACUUAGCAACAAGAGAGUCAAUAAGAGAAAAUUUAUCCCACCAGGCUUCACAAAUAUAAACACAAAAUUUGAACUACUCAGCCUAGGAGCAGCAUUGCAGUUAGCUAGUGAGUUAAUUCAGGCACACAAGUUAAACAAGGAUCAAGCAACGGCUCUAAUUCAAAUAGCUCAAAUGAUGGCAUCACACGAAAAUGCUGAAGAGGUGAAAGAACUGCAAACCCAUACCCUCCCUAUCACAAUCAUACAUGGUGUUUUUGGAGCAGGAAAGAGUUAUUUGCUGGCAGUGGUGAUUUUGUUCUUUGUACAGCUAUUUGAAAGGAGUGAAGCUCCUACAGUUGGAAAUGCAAGGCCAUGGAAACUUCUGAUUGCUUCUUCUACUAAUGUAGCUGUUGACAGAGUACUUCUUGGGCUUCUCAGUUUUGGAUUUGAAAAGUUUGUCAGAGUUGGAAGUGUUAGGAAGAUUGCCAAACCAAUUUUACCUUAUAGCCUGCAUGCUGGCUCAGAAAAUGAAAAUGAACAAUUAAAAGAACUACACGCUCUAAUGAAAGAAGACCUAACUCCUGUGGAAAGAGUCUAUGUGAGAAAAAGUAUUGAGCAGCAUAAACUGGGGACCAAUAAAACCCUGCUGAAGCAGGUUCGAGUAGUUGGAGUUACCUGUGCAGCCUGCCCAUUCCCAUGCAUGAGUGAUCUUAAAUUUCCUGUGGUAGUGCUGGAUGAGUGUAGUCAAAUAACUGAACCAGCCUCUCUACUUCCCAUUGCAAGGUUUGAAUGUGAAAAGCUGGUUCUUGUUGGAGACCCCAAACAGCUGCCUCCUACUAUUCAGGGUUCUGAUGCAGCUCAUGAAAAUGGAUUGGAACAAACUCUUUUUGAUCGACUUUGCUUAAUGGGUCACAAGCCAGUUCUAUUGAGAACCCAAUAUCGUUGUCACCCUGCAAUUAGUGCUAUUGCUAAUGAUCUGUUUUAUGAAGGAAACCUCAUGAAUGGUGUUUCGGAAACAGAGAGGAGCCCUUUAUUGGAAUGGCUACCAACCCUAUGUUUCUAUAACGUUAAAGGACUGGAACAGAUUGAAAGAGAUAACAGCUUUCAUAACGUGGCAGAAGCUACUUUUACACUCAAGCUGAUUGAGUCACUGAUUGCAAGUGGAAUAGCAGGCUCUAUGAUUGGGGUAAUAACAUUAUACAAAUCCCAGAUGUACAAGCUUUGUCAUUUACUUAGUGCUGUGGACUUUGACCAUCCUAAUAUUAAAACUGUGCAGGUGUCCACAGUAGAUGCUUUUCAGGGAGCUGAAAAGGAGAUCAUUAUUCUGUCCUGCGUAAGGACAAGACAAGUAGGCUUCAUUGAUUCAGAAAAAAGAAUGAAUGUUGCAUUGACAAGAGGAAGAAGGCAUUUGCUGAUUGUGGGAAAUUUAGCCUGUUUGAGGAAAAAUCGACUAUGGGGGCGUGUGAUCCAACACUGUGAAGGAAGGGAAGAUGGAUUGCAACAUGCAAGUCAGUAUGAACCACAGCUGAACAUUCUCCUUAAAGAUUAUUUUGAAAAACAAGCAGAAGAAAAACAGAAGAAAAAGAGUGAGAAAGGUCAAUCUAAAGAUAAAUCUCUUUCACAAAAAGACAUGGUAUAGAUAGUUUGUAUUUAUGUAAAUUCAUACUCAUUUUACACUAUAUAAUUUUUUAUGUUUUUAUUACUCUAAAACCCCUAUUAUAAAAAAAAUACAUGAUGAUAUUUAAAUAACAUACUAAAUAAACACAUUUAAAACUUUGCUCUUCAAAAAAGUAUAUGUUACCUCCAUUAAGAUAGGCAGAUGUUGAAGGUAAUAUAAAAUCUUACUGAUAAAAACAUUUUUUUCU